Drosophila persimilis is the source of this 792-nucleotide messenger RNA. RefSeq names its product transmembrane protein 138. Gene Ontology annotation, cellular component: cilium. NCBI's taxonomy places the organism in Eukaryota, Metazoa, Arthropoda, Insecta, Diptera, Drosophilidae. Bases 95 to 595 code for a protein of 166 amino acids. The transcript is spliced from 3 exons. The record is from RefSeq and is a predicted model, not a curated record.
AACAAACCCCCAGGACAACCAAAAGGCUUGACAUUUAGUAAGCCUACUCUAAAAAGGAACAAACAAACGAUUAAGGAUAUUUAAGGACCAAAAGAUGAAGCUCACACGCGGACGUUACACGUAUCUUUUGAUGGCCCAAAUGGCACUACUCGCUGGAGAUUUGUUCUUCAAUGCCUUUGGGGCAUCGCUGGCCAGGAAUCAUCUACAGACAUCCAUAUUUUUCUUUGUCACCCAAGAUGCAUUGAUUAUUGUCGAGUAUUUACUCUUCACUUUGGCCCUGCAUUCGACGUGUGUCUAUCAAGUGGGAGCCUCGCAUAUAAUUCUGAGGAAUUGCAAGCUCUUUUUGGGAAGCAUUACCAUAUAUUUUCUGCUCUCGGCGUCACAGCAUUUCUGGAUCGUCUAUCAGAGUCGAUUGUCGGUGGCAGAGAAUCAGAAUCAGGAAUGGCCUUUGGGUCUCUAUGCAUUGGCUGUCAUCCAUCGAAUAAUGUCGGUUUUCUAUUAUUAUAGCUCCAAAUCGACGGCUUUGACAAUGGCAGAUCCCCGCUACAAGGAGGAACAUCUUGAUUGGAUUGCAGAGCAAUUGGGGGAUAAGUAAAGCGAUUAAUCAAAAGAUAAUAGAAAAUGUAAAAAGAUAGAUAAUGGAAAAUGGGAGAAGAUUGAGUGAAAAAUCAGGAUAAGUAUUUGGAGUGCACAAAGAAGCAAGAAGUUCAGAGCAAAAAUUGUGAUGAAAAUGCGCAUACUUUAUGUAAUUAAUGUAUAUAUAAAUGAAUAUUAAACUUAUUUACAAUUUAA